Messenger RNA from Aspergillus oryzae RIB40, 438 nucleotides. RefSeq lists its product as uncharacterized. The record is from RefSeq and is a predicted model, not a curated record. The transcript has a single exon. NCBI's taxonomy places the organism in Eukaryota, Fungi, Ascomycota, Eurotiomycetes, Eurotiales, Aspergillaceae. Bases 1 to 438 code for a protein of 145 amino acids.
AUGGAUGGCUGGAUUCUGCGGGACAACACCGGCCUGAAGGGUUCCGCCGCCGACUUUGCACGACAACAGCUGGAGGAGGACAAACUCCCUCAGUCCGAAGCCGGCCGGUUCAUCACCAAGGUGGACUGCGGAGGCGGCCAGGAAGCAGCGCAGUAUGAGCGGCAUCUGCCGUCGUGCACCCACCUGGUGCAAGCUGUAGGAUUUACUCGGGAUCCCCUUCCCGAGCUGUCAGUGAAUGGCCGUCUUCUCGAUCCUGAAUUUGACUCGGUGUCAGGUGGCUUCCAUGAUGCGACAGGCCGUGUCGUCCCGGGUUUGCAUGGAGCAGGAAUCGCAUUCCCGGAACGAGUGGUCGAUCCCUACGGCAAUGUUGAACAUGCCGUUGGGUUCUGGAAGUUCAUGAAGUUUAUCAAGAGAGUCAGUCCCCAGUGGACAGCAUGA